Molecule: messenger RNA, 2436 nt
Organism: Aureobasidium subglaciale EXF-2481
Lineage: Eukaryota; Fungi; Ascomycota; Dothideomycetes; Dothideales; Saccotheciaceae
Exons: 2
Coding region: 1-2436 (811 amino acids)
Biological process (GO): regulation of ER to Golgi vesicle-mediated transport; endoplasmic reticulum to Golgi vesicle-mediated transport; retrograde vesicle-mediated transport, Golgi to endoplasmic reticulum
Cellular component (GO): Dsl1/NZR complex
Source: RefSeq, a predicted model, not a curated record
AUGGCGCUCGAGAAUUAUCGCAACAAUCAGGACAAUGAUGUCCGACUUUUCGACUUCCUGGACGAUAAAUUACAGUCUUUUGCCGACUUGGACUCUCUAGACACCUUACUGGAAAGCGUCAAGGCGCAGCAAGACCUGCUUAAGCAGCAGCUCCAUGAUGCCCGGAAGGACCACGACAUUGCUCAGGAAGCCUCAAACAGACAUGCGACAUCAAUCAAAGACAAGGCCACGACAUUCCAGCGUGAUCAGGAUGACCUUGAUCGCCGACUUCAGGCUGUGACACAAUCAGAAACCAGCGAUGAUGCCUUGCAAAAGUUUGAAUCUAGUAUGGGUCGUUUGAGAAAGCUCGACAUGGCUUCAGGCUAUGCCGAAAUGCUGCAAGAGGUGGACACACUACGUCUUGAAGGUAGUGAACAGUUGAGCAAGUCUGACAAGGCUGCUUUGACCGCAUACAAGAAACUAUCGGCCCUUUCUGCUAGUCUGCAGCCGCUCUCAGAGGCGGCAGAGGGUGCCGCUCCUCAUCUCAUCGUCCAUGUAUUGAGGACCACCCAUACCUUGCGUAAUCAAAUCGAGCAAGCCUUUGCGGCCGAUUUUGAGAAGACCUUGACAAAGAUGGGUUGGCCAAAGCAGGGUAUCUCGGUACCUCCAGGCUUACAGGCAGAGUGGAACAUCCACAUCGAAAAACUUAUCGACCUUCAAAAGCCGGAGCUGGUGUCAGCCGACACAGCAAACAGUUCAAAGACCUCAAAGGACGAACCUGCUGUGCUGCUACCCCUCGAAAUCAUGGUACAAUCACUCGAGCUUCGUUUCAACUACCAUUUCUCUGGUGACCGUCCAACCAACCGUCUGGACAAGCCCGAGUACUUCUUGAACCAUGUCCUGGAGUUGAUCAACACCUACUGUGGAUUCUUCCAAAGUAAUCUGCAGCCUCAGCUUUUGGCCAACUUCCGAGGUUCUGAUCUUGCCCUGAUUCCUGCCUACAUUGAUGCGACAUCGGCGCUCAUCACUGCUCUGAUACCAAUGUUGCAGAAAAAACUGCUGUCAGUUCUUCCACAAGUUGCAGACCAGCCACAGCUACUCAGCAACCUGAUGCAUGAGGUCAUGACAUUCGACGCCACUCUGCAAGAGGAAUGGAACUACACACCGCUUUCUCCCGCUACUGUGUGGCGUGGCCUUGCGCAUUAUGUCCUGGAGAAACAGUCUUACUUUGUGCAGUGGCUAGCUGUGGAGCGCGACUUUGCUUUGGCUCGCUAUGAAAGCAUCAUCUCGGAUCGAUCAACACUCGAACUUGAUUUUGAUUCUGUGUCGGCUGAGAGUACCAAGCCCACCAAGGCCGCCGUUCGAGUCAAUGAUCUUCUUGAGACCAUCACAGAGCGCUACAGAUCUUUGUCGUCAUUUAGUCAGAAGAUUCGGUUCUUGACUGACAUCCAGCUUGAGAUCUUCAACAGAUUCUAUCUUCGCAUAAACAACAGCCUGCAGAUAUUCUUGACAAACACCACAGCUGUCGGACGUGCUGUCAAUGGUGUUACCAAAGAAGAACAAGCUGAACUCUCAGGGGUCAAAGGCAUGAAUCAUCUGUGUCGUAUCUUUGGCUCUGCAGAAUACCUGGAAAGAGCUAUGCGUGACUGGAGCGAUGACGUCUUCUUCCUUGAGCUCUGGGAAGAGCUGCAAUACAGAGCGUCAUCGAAGAUCGAGAUCAAGGGCGAUCUGAACAUGGCUGAGAUCGCGGCGAAGACGAAUGCUUCGAUCAAUAAUUCGCAAGAGACCCAGGAGCUCGAAGGCGCUUUGUUCGAGAUCAUGGCCGGCAGCUACCGCAGACUGCGUGUCCGUACUGAGGAGGUCAUCUGUGAGACUCUGAUCUACCACCUUCGUGAUGUCUUGAGGCCAUACACUCGUAUCAGCCCAUGGGCGUCUCUCUCUGCUUCAGGCAGUGAGUCUAGUCUGACGGCUGAACUGGAUCCUCCUCUUGCUUUCCUGGACACACAUCUUGCUUUCUUGUCCCGAGCUUUAGCAAGACCUGCAUUGCGUCGUAUCUGUCGCGUCGUAGGCCACAGUCUCCAGAUCACGUUGUGGGACAAUGUGCUGCUCCGCCACAACUUUUCGAGUGCUGGUGCUUCACAAUUCAAGUCAGACUUUAGAGGCAUCUGCAGCGUGUUUGAUCGUUAUCUCGGUAACGGGUUUGGUCAAACUGCCAUGCUGCGCCUUGACAAUGGUUUGACACUGCUCGACCUGCCUGUAAGGGGCGAGCUUCCUGUUGAGGUCGACCCAAAAAACGAGGUGACCCAAGAGAAGAAAUGGGGUCUCUUUGAAGUCGAAAGAAGAGUCUUCAUGGACAAUGAGGCUGCUCGAGACGUGCUAGAGGAGAUGGGCUUGGAGGUAUUGGCUGAGAGUGAUGCUCGCGCUGUCCUCGGAAAGCGUGUGGAACUCAGCAGUUAA